Molecule: messenger RNA, 2136 nt
Organism: Orycteropus afer afer
Lineage: Eukaryota; Metazoa; Chordata; Mammalia; Tubulidentata; Orycteropodidae
Gene: RGL3
Product: ral guanine nucleotide dissociation stimulator like 3
Exons: 19
Coding region: 1-2136 (711 amino acids)
Biological process (GO): Ras protein signal transduction; positive regulation of GTPase activity
Cellular component (GO): plasma membrane
Molecular function (GO): guanyl-nucleotide exchange factor activity
Source: RefSeq, a predicted model, not a curated record
AUGGAGCGGACAGCAGGCAAGGAGCUCGCCUUGGCGCCGCUUCAGGACUGGGGCGAGGAGACUGAGGAGGGCGCGGUGUACAGCGUCUCCCUGCGGCGGCAGCGCAGUCAGCGCUUGAGCUUGGGGGAGAGGCCCGCGGGCGGCCAGGCUCCCAGGCCCACGGCCGAUGCUUUUCUCUAUUACCGCACGAGCAAGGUGCGAGCUCUGAGGGCGGCGCGGCUGGAGCGGCUGGUGCGCGAGCUGGUGUCUGGAGACCGCGAGCAGGAUCCGGGCUUCGUGCCCGCCUUCCUGGCCACGCACCGGGCUUUUGUGCCCACCGCCCGCGUACUGGGCCUUCUGCUACCGCCACCGCCGCCGCCGCUGCCGUCGGGGGUAGAGAUCAAGAAGGCGGAAGGACAAGAUCUGAACUUCAAUAAGAACCUGAGGGCUGUGGUAUGCGUGCUGGGCUCCUGGCUGCGGGACCACCCUCGGGACUUCUGUGACCCCCCUGCCCACUCUGACCUGGGCAGCAUCUGCACCUUUCUGAGCUGGGCAGCCCCAGGGGGAGCUGAGGCCAGGGAGGCAAAGAGGCUGCUGAGAGAUUUCCUGGAGGAGGCUGAGCAGAAGCAGGAAGAAGAGGAGCAGCCUGACCCGGCGGCAGGACCUCCUGCAUGUGCCCAGAACCCGGGCCCAGACUCCCCGGAGGGCUGCGUGGAAGAGGAGGAAGGAUUCCUGCAGGAAGGCCCCGAGCUACUGGAUUUCAGCGUGGACGAUGUGGCCGAGCAGUUGACCCUGAUGGAUGUGAAGCUCUUCUCACGUGUUCGGCCCUGCGAGUGCCUAGGCUCCGUGUGGUCGCAGCGGGACCGGCCCGGGGCCGCCGGCACCGCCCCGACGGUGCGCGCCACCGUGGCCCAGUUCAACUUGGUAACGGGCUGCGUGCUGGGUUCGGUGCUCGGGGUGCCAGGCCUGGCCGCCCAGCAGCGGGCGCAGCGGCUGGAGAAGUGGAUCCACAUUGCCCAGCGCUGCCGGGAACUGCGGAACUUCUCCUCCUUGCGCGCCAUCCUGUCUGCCCUGCAGUCUAACCCUAUUUACAGGCUCAAGCGCAGCUGGGGCGCCGUGAGCCGGGAGCCGUUAUCCACUUUCAGGAAACUUUCCCAGAUUUUCUCGGAUGAGAACAACCACCUCAGCAGCAGAGAGAUUCUUUCUCAGGAGGAGGCCACUGAGGGACCCCAAGAGGAAGACGCUCCCCCAGGAAGCCUGUCCUCCAAGCCGCCCCCAGGCCCUAUCCCCUACCUCGGUACCUUCCUCACGGACCUGGUUAUGUUGGACACGGCCCUGCCGGACACGCUGGAGGGGGACCUCAUCAACUUUGAGAAGAGGAGGAAGGAGUGGGAGAUCCUGGCCCACGUCCAGCAGCUGCAGAAACGCUGUCGCAGCUACCGCCUGAGCCCCUGCCUGCCUCUUCUGGCCGCCCUGCGUGCCCAGCGCCAGCUCAGCGAAGAGCAGAGUUAUCGUAUCUCCCGCGUCAUUGAGCCGCCAGCUGCCUCCUGCCCCAGUUCCCCACGUGUCCGGCGGCAUAUCAGCCUCACCAAGCGUCUCAGUGCGAAGCUGUCCCGAGAGAAAGGCUCAUCCCCAGGUGGGAGCCCUGGGGAUCCCUCGUCCCCCACCUCCAGUCUGUCCCCAAGCUCCCCCCCAUCCAGCCCUAGAACCAAGGAUCCUCCUCCUGGCAGUCCCCCAGCUUCACCAGGGCCCCGAGGCCCCAGCACCAAGCUGCCCCUGAGUCCAGACCUGCCAGGCCCCUGGGCCCUGGCCUUGCCCCUGAGCAGCCCUCACAUCCCCCUCCUGGGACAGCAGAGCUCAGAGGCCCGUGUCAUCCGCGUCAGCAUCGACAAUGACCAUGGGAACCUGUAUCGGAGCAUCUUGCUCACUAGUCAGGACAAGGCCCCCAGUGUGGUACAGCGAGCCUUGCAGAAGCACAAUGUGGUCCAGCCUUGGGCCCGCGACUACCAGCUCUUCCAGGUCCUUUCUGGGGACAGGGAGCUCCUGAUUCCUGACCAUGCUAAUGUCUUCUACGCAAUGAGUCCAGCUGCCCCUGGAGACUUCGUGCUGCGGCGGAAGGAGGGAGCUCAACACUCACCUUCUCUUUCCCUGACUUGA